AUGUAUUCCAAGACAGCACUUGUAUACCUCCUUGCAGCCGUUGCAGAGGCUCGUUUCGGACAAGAGCAAGGAAAUGGUGCUAUUACAGCCAUUGGGGCAUUGACUAACCUCGGUCAGCCUGGCCAGGCCGCCACUCUUGCUGGUGGUUCGAUCCAGUUCCUGCUUGCAGCAGCUAAUCCUUGUGGAAAAUUGAUCCAAGCCGACAAAAUUAUCGCCCAGCUUGGAACAAGCGAUGCCGCCAUCGCCGCAGCUCGCGGCCUCGUCGCCGCGGAGCAAAACUUCAACCCCUUCGUCGUUAGCAUCCCGUCAAUUUGCUCCGACCCUACUCUUCCUACCACUGCUGCACUCCGUGGUGUUGUUCCACUCAUCGACCCUGCCGUUACCGGACAGAAUGUUGAGAACGCAAACUCCGCCACCUCCAAGGUUACUCCAUUUGACGCUACCGGAUUGAGCGUUGCUCAAGUCAUGGUUGCUCAUGGCUUUUCCAACUUUACUGCUGUCGCCCAGGAUGGUACUAAGGUUGCCGCUUCAAAACUCGGAAACGGCGCAGCGGCUGGUACUGGUACUGAGACUGCUACUGCUACUGCUGCUGCCACUGAGACCGCUGUUGCUGCUACAUCCGCCGCCGCCGCCAAUGCAUGUGCCGCUCCCUCCGCAACGACACUGGCCACUGUCGCUAGUUCUGUAACCGCCACUGCUGUUGCUGCUGCAUCUACUGCCGCUGCUGGAACUUGUACCGGUUCCGGAUCAACCAUGGUCUGCAGUGCGCCUGCAGCAGGCGCCGGUAAAGUCUCUAACCCUGUUACCGGUACCUUCGACGGUUUUGUCGCGUCUAACAUUGCCGGUCUCGACUUUGGUCUCUGUGUCCCCACCAUGAAGUUCGAGGCCGGUCUCGACGGUCGUGCUACUACUGAAUCUACCUUCCAAGCUAUCGACCCUCUCGUGAACAAGGGUCAAGAGGAGGCUAAGAACCCUGGCAUCAUCGCCAACAGAAUCCAUGAUCAGUUAACCAACGUCUGUGGAGCUAAUGCCGCCGCCAAGAGUGCUGCUGCUUCUGCUCAGAAAAUGAUUGCUAGUUUGGGAACGAGGGAUGCCAGUACCGCUGAGGCCUGGAACUCGGCUUUGGGAUUCGCGGGUACUAACAUCAACCCCGACAAUGCUCCUAAGACCGGUUUGGUUGGACAUACCUAA
Messenger RNA from Talaromyces marneffei, 1191 nucleotides. RefSeq lists its product as uncharacterized. The record is from RefSeq and is a predicted model, not a curated record. The transcript is spliced from 3 exons. Bases 1 to 1191 code for a protein of 396 amino acids. Lineage: Eukaryota; Fungi; Ascomycota; Eurotiomycetes; Eurotiales; Trichocomaceae.